This is a messenger RNA of Tuber melanosporum (Perigord truffle), 2808 nucleotides long. RefSeq lists its product as uncharacterized. Gene Ontology annotation, biological process: copper ion homeostasis; monoatomic cation transport. NCBI's taxonomy places the organism in Eukaryota, Fungi, Ascomycota, Pezizomycetes, Pezizales, Tuberaceae. The record is from RefSeq and is a predicted model, not a curated record. The coding region runs from base 1 to 2808 and encodes 935 amino acids. The transcript is spliced from 5 exons. Gene Ontology annotation, cellular component: membrane. Gene Ontology annotation, molecular function: copper ion binding; P-type divalent copper transporter activity; ATP binding.
AUGGAGUCCACGGUUAGCGUUAAUAUAGCUAGGGGCCUUACACCGGGAACGCUGGCGGAGUGCGUGGAUAGCUCCGGGGUGGCAUUGUACGAGGCUGUUUUCUCCAUCGGCGGCAUGACGUGCGCUUCUUGCUCGAAUCGCAUCACCGAGGCCGUCGAGAGCCUGAAGUGGGUGCAAAGCGUGCGGGUGGAUUUGCUGAGUAAUAGCGCGACGGUGUUGUUCGAUGGGAUGGGGUGCGGGGGGCCAGAAGUUGGCGCUGAGGCGAUACUACAACAGGUGGAAGAUACUGGAUUUGACUGCACACUCGAAGAGCUCGACGUAGCAGGGUCUAGGAAACGAAAAUCCGAGCGGGGGACCGUCGGCGCCGAGCGAAUAGUUUCAUUGAAAGUGGACGGAAUGUCGUGCACCGGCUGCGCGGACAAAGUCGUUGAGGUCAUUGGGUUCUCGUUCCCUGAUAAUGUGCUAGAGAUAGAGUCACCACCCAUCACUCUCACAUCGCCUGUCAUACACGUUCGGUAUAAACCACAACCCCCGGAAUUCACUGUGCGACACAUCGCAUCCGUAAUAUCCUCAAUCUCUCCGGACUUUGUAGUAUCGGUGUACCGCCCGCCCACCAUCGAAGACCGCUCGCGCCAGCUCCAGCAGAUGGAGCAAUGGCGACUGCUCCUGCGCUUACUCUUCUGUUUGGCAAUCGCGAUACCAACGUUCCUGAUCGGGAUCGUCUGGAUGACAUUCGUGCCUGAAAGCGACCCAGUACGGCAAUCCCUCAGUCAACCAAUGUGGACGGGCCGUUCUACGAAAAUGGAAUGGGCCCUCUUCUUCCUAGCUACCCCUGUCAUGUUCUUCAUCGCCGAUGUAUUUCACAAACGAGCAAUUAGGGAUAUCAGAGCACUCUGGAGAAAGGGGAGCCCUACACCGGUAUUGCGUAGGUUCUACAGGUUCGGGAGUAUGAACUUGUUGAUCUCCCUCGGGGUUUCAAUAUCAUAUUUUGCCAGCUUGGUGUUAUUGGUGAUUAAUGCUGCAAGUAAGCCUGCUGUGCAGGCGAGGCACGGACUCCAAAAGAGGAGGACGAGCACCUAUACAUAUUUCGAUUCUACGGUGUUUUUAACGAUGUUUUUGUUGAUAGGCCGCUUCCUAGAAGCAUACAGUAAGCGCAAGACCGCCGAAGCCGUCAACAUCCUUGGAAAACUUCGCCCCGCAGAAGCCCUUCUAGUGGACAAUCGCCUCUGGAGAAUCAAAGCGGUACCAACAGACCAGCUUGAAGUCGGCGAUAUUGUAAGCGUGGUCCGCGGCUCCUCGCCACCCGCUGAUGGCACAAUCAUUUCUGGAGUCUCGCAAUUCGACGAGAGACCUCUGACCGGUGAGGCCAGACUUGUGCCAAAGAUUGAAGGAGAUGUGCUCCUUUCUGGGGCCGUAAACCAAGGCCAGGCAGUCAACAUGCGAGUGGAGAGCAUUGGCAGCGACACGAUGCUGUCGCGGAUCGUCAAUGUGCUUCGCGAGGGACAAACUCGGCGUGCACCGAUUGAGCGACUGGCAGACUUGAUUACUGGCUACUUCGUCCCGGUAUACCUGGACAUCCGAUACGGUGGAUGGUCCGCUUGGUCCCUCAGCUUUGCCAUUGCGGUCUUCGUGAUCGCAUGCCCGUGCGGUAUCGGUCUUGCGGCGCCAACCGCGCUAUAUGUAGGUUCAGGGCUGGCAGCCAAGUUCGGUAUCUUAGCAAAAGGUGGCGGAGAAGCGUUCCAGGAGGCCGCAUGGCUGGACUGCAUUGUAUUCAGUAAAACCGGCACACUCACGCAAGGCAAUGACCCAAAAGUGACGGACGAAUUAAUGCUCGUUGGCGCUGGCGAAGACCGAAGAAUGGCUUAUGCGGUCGCCCAGCAACUCGAAGAGAGCUCUUCACACCCACUGUCAAGGGCUAUCAUUGCGCACUGCGAGAGGAAGGACAAGGUCCCCAUCACGAUGUGGGACAUCGAGGACAUUCCGGGCCGAGGCCUCUGCGGGGUUUUCAAGAUCGCGAACAAUAAGACGGACGUAUUCGAGGCGGUCCUCGGGAGUGAGCGCUUUAUGGAAGAGAAUGGAGUUCUGGACAUGGCGUAUCACGAUCAGGUACUAUCUUCUUGGAAGUCCUGUGGGAAGAGUGUUAUACUUCUCGCCAUUAGAAAACAGGCGGUCAGUGGUAAGGUCUAUGAUAGCCGCUUUAGACUUGUUGCGCUGUAUGCUGCAGCCGACAUCAUUCGUUCCGAGGCACCUGAGGUAGUUAGAAAGUUGCAGGAGUCUGGGAUAGGUGUGUGGAUGAUUUCUGGGGAUAAUACUACCACGGCGAUAUCUGUUGCUUCGAUGGUUGGGAUUCCGCGGGAACAUGUUAUUUCAGGCGUUCAUCCGGCAGAAAAGGUACUAGUCCCCUUCCUCCGUUACCUGCCUUGCCUUCCGUCAAUCCCGUUUUUUCAGUCAUCCUCCCCAACUCGCUCCUCUCCCACAGCCGCUAAAUCUCGAGCCACUAUUGCACUAGUCGGCGACGGCAUAAACGAUGCUCCAGCACUCUCAAUCUCAUCCGUUGGUAUAUCGAUGAAUAGUGCGACAGACGUGAACAUUACGUCCGCCAAGUUCAUCCUCGUAUCUUCGAAUUUGAAUAGUCUGAUCACGCUCACGCAGCUGGCUAGCUUUGUCUUUCGCAGGGUUAAGGUGAAUUUUAUGUGGGCUUGUGUGUACAAUGUUCUAGCUGUGCCGGUGGCUGCGGGGGCGCUGUAUGCUGGUGCGGGCAUAAGGGUGGGGCCGGUGUGGGCCGCGGGUAUUAUGGCCUUUAGGUGA